UAACGUAUACUCAUCAGCCAUUUCAUUCACCAUUCUGAUCUCCACUUACCAACAACGCUAAUUGAAGCAUUAGCUCCAAGGAAUGGAUCAGGCUGCAUUUGUCAAAAGCAACUCGGUUCAAAGGGCCCCUAUGAUACUUCCCAUAGCAGUAACAGUAACAGCAUUAGUCAUUCUCGCGAUUCUCCCGAUUUACUACCCUCUGAGAAGAUACCCGUCUCAAGCAGUAGUGAAGAUCGCCGCUUCCCCUCCAUACCAUUCGGCCCAGAAACUGAUAAAGGCAGUAGAAGAUGAGGAAAAGUGUGACAUCUUUACAGGGGAAUGGAUUCCAAACCCCAAUGCGCCCUACUACACAAACGCUACGUGCUGGGCGAUCCACGAGCAUCAGAACUGCAUGAAAUAUGGAAGGCCCGAUGACGGGUUUAUGAAAUGGAAGUGGAAGCCAGAGGGGUGUGAUUUACCGAUCUUCAACCCGUAUCAGUUCUUAGACAUCGUCAGAGGCAAGUCCAUGGCCUUUGUGGGAGACUCCAUUGGCAGAAACCACAUGCAAUCCUUGAUAUGCCUCUUGUCCAGGGUGGAAUUUCCAAUUGACGACUCGGCCACGGAUGAUGACUAUUUCAGGAGGUGGAAGUACCCAAGUUACAACUUCACCCUGGCAGCAUUUUGGUCACCCUUCUUGGUUAGAUUUCAAAAACCAGGCGCAGCUGACCUCUUCGAUCUUUACCUUGAUGAGUCUGACGAGAAAUGGAGCACCCAGAUUGAAGGAUUUGAUUACGUCAUCCUCAACGCCGGGCAAUGGUACUUCCGUCCGAGCAUGUACUAUGAGAAACGCCGCCUCGUGGGGUGUCGUUUUUGUCAACUAGGGAACAUCAUAGACCUCCCAAUGACUUACGGGUAUAGAAGAGCGCUGAGGACAGCAUUCAGGGCAAUCAAUAGCUUAAAAAAUUACAGGGGUAUAACAUUUCUCAGGACUUACGCACCUUCUCAUUUUGAAAACGGGGAAUGGAACAAGGGUGGAAAUUGUCUGAGAAAGAGGCCGUUUUGGAGCAACGAGACUGCCCUGGAGGCCAACAAUUUAGAGGUUUACUUGACUCAAAUGGAGGAAUUUAGGGCUGCAGAAUGGGAAGGGAAGAAAAAAGGGUUGAGGUAUAGGUUGCUGGAUGUAACUCAAGCCAUGCUUUUGAGACCCGAUGGCCAUCCCAGCAGAUAUGGACAUUGGCCGCAUGAAAAUGUGACAUUGUACAACGACUGUGUGCAUUGGUGCUUGCCUGGACCUAUUGAUUCCUGGAGUGAUUUUUUGCUCCACAUGCUGAAGAUGGAGGGUAGGAGAUCCCACGAGGAAAAGCUUCAACCACAAACGCAGUAAAGAAAAGCUAAAAUAGAUUUUUUUUUUCUUCUCCUGCUAUACUGCUAGUACUGUUCUUAAUAUAUUGUGUGCUAUGCCCUACUGUAGUUUCUAAAGGCUCGGUACUUUAGCUAAAAUCUUGUGGAGUAAAACAUGUGCAAAAUGCAACCACCGGACUUUGGGUUGGUGACCACCAUUAAAGCAUUAAGGCUUGAUGUGGUGGGAGGUCAAGGAUUCAAGUCUUGUCUUUCAUCAAUUGCCACAAUAUGUAGGCAACUUCAAAAAAAUCUAUACGGAUGUAUAGUGCACCUGGUUCGAUUGUG
Molecule: messenger RNA, 1665 nt
Organism: Coffea arabica (coffee)
Lineage: Eukaryota; Viridiplantae; Streptophyta; Magnoliopsida; Gentianales; Rubiaceae
Product: protein trichome birefringence-like 19
Cellular component (GO): Golgi apparatus
Molecular function (GO): O-acetyltransferase activity
Source: RefSeq, a predicted model, not a curated record